AUGGGUCAUUCCUAUAAGAUUUUAACAGCGCUAGCUAUUGUUAAAAUUAUUGUGGCUCAUCAUGAACAAAAUGAUAUUGAUAUCAAAAGUUCUUCAGAUGACAUGGAACGAGAACGUAUCCUACGCAGAAGUUUCGACGACAGAGAAUGGCAAUAUGAAGGAAUGACCAUAGAAUUACCUUUAAGAAGAAGCCUAAAUGAAAAGAAGAUACCAACCAAAAAGCCAUCGAUUGAUCCACCUCUAGAUCUUCGUUACCGUCGUAUCUUCAAUGCGGAUGAGAUCGCGUCAAUAGAAGAAUACCCAUUCCUUGCCGCUUUACUUGUUAACAAGCAACUUUGGUGUGGAGCAGCCAUUAUAGAAUCGGACAGGGUGUUAACUGCAGCACAUUGCCUGCAAUUACAAUAUAACAACCGAUUCUUUCGCGAAUACGUGAAGAUGCUGACCGUCCGUAUCGGUUCUUCUAACGCAACAUCUGGCGGCGAACUGUAUAGAGUGACGGAGAUCUUCUUCCACCCAAAUUACAAAUCCAACACAUUGGAAUUCAACUUUGCAGUCCUGAAGCUCCAUAAGAACAUAUCAUACGGUGAAUCAGAUAAAGCUGCAAAGAUAGACUAUUCGACAGACAAAAUUAUUCCCACUGACAGCAAUAUUACUUUCUUAGGAUGGGGUUCUGUUUUGAGUAUAGGAGGUUUAGGUGGACAAGUGCUACUGCAGAAACUAGUUUUACCAGUUUACGACUUAGCUGAUUGCCAGGAAGUUUACGGACGAGAUCUUGUCACAAGAAAUAAUUUCUGCGCUGGAUACAUAACUUUAGCAAAGAAUGUUUGUAAUCACGACGCUGGCGGACCAGCGAUUAUGGACGGUUUGCUAGUUGGUAUCCUGUCGUUUUCGUCGAAGAGGUGCGAUAUGCGUGACCAACCAGCUGUGUUCUCCACUGUAGGGACGAUAGCACCCUGGCUUGAAUCACUCGCUGAAAAGAAGAUAACUCUCACAAAAACGGCCAUAAAAAGCCCCGACUGGAUAAACAGAGUGGAAUAA
Molecule: messenger RNA, 1038 nt
Organism: Melitaea cinxia (Glanville fritillary)
Lineage: Eukaryota; Metazoa; Arthropoda; Insecta; Lepidoptera; Nymphalidae
Product: trypsin-like
Exons: 8
Coding region: 1-1038 (345 amino acids)
Biological process (GO): proteolysis
Molecular function (GO): serine-type endopeptidase activity
Source: RefSeq, a predicted model, not a curated record